Lizanozyma spartinae is the source of this 3066-nucleotide messenger RNA. Its product is annotated as Zn(II)2Cys6 transcription factor. NCBI's taxonomy places the organism in Eukaryota, Fungi, Ascomycota, Pichiomycetes, Serinales, Debaryomycetaceae. Gene Ontology annotation, biological process: regulation of DNA-templated transcription. The transcript has a single exon. The record is from RefSeq and is a predicted model, not a curated record. Gene Ontology annotation, molecular function: zinc ion binding; DNA-binding transcription factor activity, RNA polymerase II-specific. The coding region runs from base 1 to 3066 and encodes 1021 amino acids.
AUGUCAAGAGUCUUACCGGACUCUGCUGCUAAUGCUAGUAGCAACAAGGACUCUAAGAUCGCGUGUUUGGAGUGUCGUCUGAAACACUUGCGGUGUACUGGUGAUCAACCCAAAUGCCGAAGAUGUUCCAUCAAAAAGUUGGACUGUAGCUAUGUCAAGGGAAAAAGAGGUGGCGCCAGAAUUAAAGGUGUGAAAAUGAGAGAAAUGGAGCUGUACAAACAACAACUAGCUCAACAAAGUCACCCGAUGCUGCUGCAACAUCUCUCACCUACUACAAGUGACUCUUCAGUUAUCCAAGGCUACUCCCCAAAUUCUGGACAAAGGAACUAUUCGGAACGAGAUCAUCAGGCUGACUCUAAUACAACCGGACUCGUUCCAAACACUAACUCCUCCAUGUUCCGUCACAACGAAAUGACUGCUAUGGAUCUGAGUCAGAUGUCAGAACAGAAUCCUACCCCAACCCAAAAUAAGCCUUCUUCAUCAUCUCAAGUACCACUUCAGCAUCUUCCACAACAUCUUCAACACCAUCCCCAUCAUCAACAUAUUCAGCAACACCAACAACCACUUUCACUAUCACAAUCACAACAACAUCCACAACAACAACCACAACAACAUCCACAACAACAACCACAACAACAUCCACAACAACAACCACAACAACAACCACAACAACAACCACAACAACAACCACAACAACAUCCACAACCACAACCACAACCACAACCACAACCACAACCACAACCACAACAACAUCCACAACCACAACAACAUCCACAACAGCUUCCAAUAUCCAUGUUGGUUCCACAACAUCAGCUGAUAAUUCUGCCUGUUAGCCAAACAGAAAUGGCCAAAUCCAACUCCACUGGCUCUGUUAUUUCGCCUGAUCUGCAACAUGGCCCAUCACUUGUGUCUACACAACCAACCUCGGUUUUGGUGAGCCAUAACUCUGCUUCUUCUGUGAGUCAAAGUUCUCCACUACCGCAUAGGCUGUCUGAUUAUUCAGGAACAUCAUCUACCCCUGCUUCAGUUCAAAACCUUACUCUCAAUGACAAGGAAGUUAACCAAGGUGGAGUAUAUGGUAACCAGAACUCCAAAAUUGUAAGUUACAGUCCCGCAAGUUCGGUAUCCAAUAAUUCAGUUGCUAUGGGCCAAUCGGUACCAAGCAGCUUACCACCAUUUCAGAAUUUCUUCAAUGGCCAGCCACAAGGAGGAUCAUUAAAUACUUCAGCAUACUCAAAAUUCAAUUUAGAAAACCCUCCACAAGAUUUUACUGGUGGUUACUUCCCUCAUAACCCCCCAAUUGUUUCCAGCCGUGAUAAUGAAUUAGAAUUUAUUGAUCAAGACCGUAUUCACAGUGUUUUAGAAGCCUAUUAUUCAAACAUUCACAAUGCACAUCCUUUUUUGCCAGCUCGUGAAGACAUUCGAAAGUACUUCACUUCGAUGGCUAGAACCAAUGAUAUUGUACUGAGCAUGCAACUUCUUGCCGAUGGCCAAGUCAAUGAAGGUAAAGCUUAUACUGAAGAACAGGCGAAGAAUAUUGACCAAAAAGUAAAGGAACUCCUUAAUUAUAUUGAAUCUUAUGAGUUAGAUUUAGUUUCUCUUCAAAGUUUGUUCUUAUUAUCAUUGGUGACACAUUUGUGUGCUUUACAUGAAACUAGUGGUUUACUACGCAGAAAGGCUUUGAAGUUGAUUACCCAAUUAGAUAUAAAUUUGAUGGACGCUAAGGAAUUUUCUCAGCUGUUCAAUGAUAUUCUGGAUAAUCACAUUGACAGGAAUGACCAGGCCGACAGAUCCAGGAAACUCUUAGAUAGCCCUCGGUUCAUCGAUGUCGAUUCUGAACUUUUAAAAGAAUGUGCUCGUAAAGUUUUUUGGGAGCUUUACAGUUUUGAUAUCUUGAUGGGUCUUGCAGAUGGUGUUACUAUAUCUGAAUUGACGAAUUUACCAACCAUGGUAAAAUACCCAGUAUCACCCUCAAGAGAGGUCUUUGAUUAUCAAAGUCGAGCAGAAUGCACAGCAUUGAUGAACAAAGCUAUAAGACUUAAUGGACAAAUUCUUAAACAGCACAACAAUGAGAUGGACUCGAUAAAAUUGAAAGCGUCUCUUGGUAAUUGGGAGUUAAAGUUAAAGAACCCAACUGAGUAUGGUCUUCCAUCAUUAAUGAAUCGUCAUGGAGUGGUGAAUGAAGGUGUUUAUCAAGCCAAUGCCAUGUAUUUGUAUGCGAAGAUAUUCUUCCACAGACCAUUAUCAUUCAUUUACAAACCAGAAUCUAUACCCCAACAACCAAACUGUGGACGAGUUGUUAGUCAUUUAAUUAAAUGUGGUAAGGAGCAUGAUUUGGAUAAUGAAUCGGAGAAAAUAUUUAAGGUUUCUGGUAAGAAUGUUUUUUCAACGAAAUUGAUUGAAACCAGAAAGUUAAUUACAGCUGCAAAUGAUAUGAUUAGUUUAUUGAUUGACUCACAACCUGGUGAGAUUCGUAAGCGAUCACCAUUGGCCAUAUGUAACCUUGCAUAUGCUGGAAUGGUUCAUUUUUCAGUUUAUGUGUGGAUUGAAGCCCUGAUUAAACGAUUGAGUGAAGUCAAUGAAACAAAUAUAUUCUCUCAAAAUGAAUUAUUUAUUACUAGAGAAUAUUUGCAAAUGGAAAUCAGUCUGUUACAUCAAAUGGGGAAACAUUGGUACUUGGCAGCAAAAAUAUUUUGCUAUCUUAGUGAAGUUGUUAAACAAUUUCUGCCUACAUUAUUUGAAGACUUGAAGGAGAAGUUACCAGUACAGAAGCAAGCUAAAGAUAACCAAGAAGCUCUUGAAGAUGGCACAAUGGCACCACCUAUAAUUUGCUCUAAAUCUCCAUCGAGCUAUUCUACUAAUAGUUUGGACCAAUUCCCUUCGGCAUUAAGUAUGCGCAGUCUGAGUACGGGUACUGAUUUAACUAGUGGCGAAGAGAUGAUGAAACGUGAUGUAUUAAAUGAAAAUGAUUUUACCACACUUAACAUACCUUCAACCGAUAAGAAUAUUCAUGAUGCAUUGGAUUCGUUUGCAGGGUUUGAUUUUGAUUUCAAUUUACCAGUUUAA